AUGGACCAACUUGCCAUUCAUACAACUCAACAAAAGACUCAAUCCGUUAAACUCAAGCAUGCACAACAGGAGAUUGACAAGCUCAAAUUUGAUCGAACAGGUAUAAGAACCCUUGUAAGUGAUGUUAUCUCACUGUUAUCAAACCUCCUCGAAGCUCAUGACCCAAUCCUGACAAUCACCAUCAGACGGAAUAUCGCUGACAAGCUUUGCCCUGUAAUUGCUAUGUUAAACCGAAUAGAGGGUGUUCUGGAGGUCCCUGUCAUUCCAGAACAAGGGGGAGAGAAAACAAAGGGCAAUACAAAGGUUGAAAAAGGGAAGGAACCAAUGGGAAAUUAUGAUGAAAAUGAUGAUUCUGAGGAGGAACAAUUAAAGAGAAAGGCUCACGAUCAUGAACUCGAUGAAAAUGCUCGCAUAGUGAGGGAAGCUGAAGAGAAAGAGCGAAAGGAAAAAGAAGCUCAUGACACAUUGGAAUGCAGAAAACUGCUGUUUCCACUGUGGACGUUGGAGAGAAUGUUGCAUGAAGCUGUUCAUCUGCCAAGUGUACACUGGUUGGAACCAGUUGCUUCCUUUGAUCUAGUUAACACGAAGUUGUUCAUUUUCCAAGUGUACUCAUCUGUAUUUUAG
This is a messenger RNA of Lactuca saligna, 624 nucleotides long. Lineage: Eukaryota; Viridiplantae; Streptophyta; Magnoliopsida; Asterales; Asteraceae. The record is from the annotation of a GenBank genome assembly.